AACCCUUACUGGCACAGAGAUUGUGUAAUAAUUAGUUACACAAACCUUCUGAAGUGGCAUAUUGCCACCUGCUAGAGCAGACCAAAUUAGCUCACCAGAGGUAAAUCAUAUUGAGACUGAGCAGUAAGAGGCUAAUAGCCUGACUGCAAAAGAGAAAGAAGUUCCAAGUUUCGAGGAAUUAUCAAAGCCCAACAAUCGUUUUACUCUCCCAUAUUCCCGUAUUAUAUUAUAAUGUCUGGUCGCGGUAAAGGUGGAAAAGUUAAGGGUAAGGCAAAGUCUCGUUCCAACCGAGCUGGAUUACAAUUUCCAGUUGGUCGUAUUCAUCGUUUAUUACGCAAAGGAAAUUAUGCUGAACGAGUUGGAGCUGGAGCACCCGUCUAUCUAGCCGCUGUUAUGGAAUAUCUAGCCGCCGAAGUUUUGGAAUUGGCCGGCAACGCAGCACGUGACAACAAGAAAACCAGAAUUAUUCCCAGACAUCUUCAGCUGGCAAUCAGAAACGACGAAGAGUUGAACAAAUUGCUAUCGGGAGUAACUAUCGCUCAAGGUGGUGUUUUACCGAAUAUCCAAGCCGUCCUCUUGCCAAAGAAGACAGAAAAGAAAUCAUAAAUACAAUCUGUAUGUGAAACGGCCCUUUUCAGGGCCACAAUAUUUCCUCAUUGAAAAGAUUUUUUUAUCAUCUGAUCACUUUGGGUAUAAUAAA
This is a messenger RNA of Harmonia axyridis, 700 nucleotides long. Its product is annotated as histone H2A. The transcript has a single exon. Gene Ontology annotation, molecular function: protein heterodimerization activity; DNA binding; structural constituent of chromatin. The record is from RefSeq and is a predicted model, not a curated record. Bases 232 to 606 code for a protein of 124 amino acids. Lineage: Eukaryota; Metazoa; Arthropoda; Insecta; Coleoptera; Coccinellidae. Gene Ontology annotation, cellular component: nucleosome.